Messenger RNA from Exophiala mesophila, 1071 nucleotides. RefSeq lists its product as uncharacterized. Gene Ontology annotation, molecular function: oxidoreductase activity; zinc ion binding. The record is from RefSeq and is a predicted model, not a curated record. Bases 1 to 1071 code for a protein of 356 amino acids. The transcript is spliced from 9 exons. NCBI's taxonomy places the organism in Eukaryota, Fungi, Ascomycota, Eurotiomycetes, Chaetothyriales, Herpotrichiellaceae.
AUGGAGAUCCCAACGGAGGGAUGGGCAGGUGUUGUAAAAAAUGAAGGUCCCGAUUUCUUUGUUUCCGUGGAGAAGGUUCCAAUUCCCAGCAUCGGGCCUUUCGAAGUUCUCAUCAAGCUCAAUGUCACAGGCCUAUGUCUUACCGAUGUACACUUCAUGAUGAACGACUGGGAAUUCCCAAAAAUGUCCGAGAUGGGUGUGUCAUGUGCCGGACACGAAGGUGCUGGAAUCAUUAUGAAGAUCGGCGAGAGUGUGAAGAACUUCAAAGUCGGACAACGUGCAGCAUAUGGACCUAUCCACAGUACAUGCGGUCUCUGCGACUCUUGCAAAUCGGGGAAAGAGACCUACUGUCAGCAAGCAGUCUUUACAGGUGGGACUGUGGACGGUACUUACAAGCAAUACUGUGCCGUUCCGGAGAGCUUCGUUCAUGUGAGUUGGGAAGGAGUUUCAGAUAACGUGGCCGGGCCUGCGAUGUGCUCUGCAGCCACGAUGUGUUCUUCGCUCAAAGAGUCGGAGCUCAAAGCUGGUGACUGGGCUAUUUUCCCAGGAGGAGGUGGUGGUACAGGAAUUCAAGGUGUACAACUGGCAUGUGCCAUGGGUAUAAGACCUGUGGUAGUGGAUACAGGAGAAGAUCGCCAAACGCUGGCAUUCAGUCUUGGUGCUGAGGAGUUUGUUGACUUUCGGAAGGAGCUAGACCCGGUCAAGAGGGUCUUGGAAAUCACAGACGGAGGUGCUCAUGGGGUGUUUGUCACUGCCGUACAAUCCUAUCCAGUCUCGCUUGAUUAUCUUGGAUCACGUCGCGGCGGCGUGGUCAUGUGUGUUGGGCUCCCCCCGAAGGGCAGAUACCACAUCGACGCAGCCCCCACCCGGCUUUGUUUGAGAAAUCAGUCCAUCAAGGGGACGUUAUCGGGCGGUCACGUUGCUAUAGCUGAGACAUUCGAGUUUGCGAGACGAGGAAAGCUCCAACUUGAGCCGACUGUGGUUGGGAGGAGCAAGUUCAAUGAAGCGGUUCAAAAGCUAAAGAAUGGACAAGUAGUAGGGCGAAUGGUUGUAGACUUCAACCUGUCCUGA